Grammomys surdaster is the source of this 1344-nucleotide messenger RNA. RefSeq names its product igE-binding protein-like. The transcript has 2 exons. The coding region runs from base 1 to 1344 and encodes 447 amino acids. Gene Ontology annotation, biological process: viral process. Lineage: Eukaryota; Metazoa; Chordata; Mammalia; Rodentia; Muridae. Gene Ontology annotation, molecular function: zinc ion binding; nucleic acid binding. The record is from RefSeq and is a predicted model, not a curated record.
AUGCCUAAAAAUCCUCCCAAGGACGUUCGAUCUGUGGGAAUGACAGAGCGAAAUAUAAUUUACCUGGGAGAGCAGAGUAAAGGAUACCAUUCACAUGGGCAGCUGCUGCCGCCGAGUCGAGAACAAAGGGAGGUGGGGAUUAGAAAGCACACGCACGCGGCUCCCCCGCCCGCCUGGAAUUCCCAGGCAGCAUUCCCCGCUGCAGCUUCCAGCACUCCUCCACCUUACGCUGACCAGUGCUGCUUAGAUUCCUUUCUUUCAAAAGAAAAUACAAGAAAAAUGUUUCAAGCUUUUCCAGUGUUUGAAGCUGCAGAGGGAGGUCGUAUUCAUGCACCUGUAGAAUAUACUUCUAUUAAGGAGUUUGCUGAAUCAGUUCAAAAGUAUGGGUUUGAUGCAAAUUUCACAAUUAUGCAGUUAGAGAGACUAGCCGGUAUGGCAAUGACUCCGAGCGAUUGGCAGAAUACAGUAAAAGCUGCCCUCCCUAACAUGGGACAAUAUAUGGAAUGGAAAGCUUUGUGGCAUGACACGUCUCAGGCACAGGCAAAAGCCAAUGCUAAUGCGGAAGACAAUCAGCGACAAUGGACAUUUGACCUGCUAACAGGGCAGGGACAGUUUGUUAAUAAUCAGACAAAUUAUGAAUGGGGAGCAUAUGGCCAGAUCUCCGCUGCUGCUAUUAAGGCGUGGAAAGCUCUUUCUAUAAAAGAAGAAGUAGGAGGACACGUAACCAAAAUAUUACAAAGUUCCCAGGAGCCAUUCUCAGAGUUCGUUGCUAGGAUGACAGAAGCAGCAGGCAGGAUUUUUGGGGACCCGAAACAGGUUAAGCCACUGAUAGAGCAAUUAGUAUAUGAAAAUGCUUCACCAGAAUGCAAAGCAGUAAUUACCCCUAGUAGAAACAAAGGGUUAACAGAUUGGAUAAAGGUCUGCAGGGGGAUUGGAGGCCCGCUGACUAAUGCUGGCCUCGCAGCAGCUAUCUUGCAAAGCCAGAGUCGCUCAAGUCCUGGCAGCCGUAAAGUAUGCUAUAACUGUGGCAAACUGGGUCAUUUAAAACGAGAAUGCUGUGCUGCCACGCAGAAAAGACCGGGAAUUUGCAACAAAUGCAGGAAAGGCUAUCACUGGGCUAAUGAGUGUCACUCAGUCAGAGAUGUUCAAGGAAAGCUUAUACAACACGAUCCCCCACCAUCGGGAAGAGAGGAAGGCCCUCCAAAAAACGGAUUUCUGGGCUCCAGGUCCCAGGGCCCCCAGAAAUAUGGGACACAGGCAUGCAGCUGGGGGACACUUUUAGCCGCAGAGCUACAGGAACUUCUGCAGGACUGGACCUCUGUGCCACCUCAUAAUUCCUAUUGA